This is a messenger RNA of Penicillium brevicompactum, 1473 nucleotides long. RefSeq names its product histone deacetylase HOS2 (gene hosA). The transcript is spliced from 2 exons. The record is from RefSeq and is a predicted model, not a curated record. Lineage: Eukaryota; Fungi; Ascomycota; Eurotiomycetes; Eurotiales; Aspergillaceae. Gene Ontology annotation, molecular function: histone deacetylase activity. The coding region runs from base 1 to 1473 and encodes 490 amino acids.
AUGGCGCGCUCCUCCGUGGUCCAAGAAUACGAGCCCGCAUCCACCAUCAGCGUCGACCAAAAGUCCGCGGCCGAGCUCCAAAAGUACCGCAUAGCUCGUCCGCAAGGCUAUCGCGUAUCAUGGCACGCCAACCCAGCCGUUGAAGGCCACCAUUUCGGCCAGUCACACCCAAUGAAGCCAUGGCGCCUUACCCUCACCAAACAACUCGUCAUGGCGUACGGAAUGCACCACGCCAUGGACCUCUACCUUGCGCGCGCAGCUACCCAUGAAGAAAUGGCCGACUUCCACGAACAAGACUACCUCGACUUCUUGCGCCAAGUCAUGCCAGGCGACAUUGACAAAUCCGAGAAAAAUGACGAGGUCGUCCGCUUCAACUUUGGUGACGACUGCCCCAUCUUCGACGGCCUCUACGACUACUGCUCCCUCUACGCCGGCGGCACCGUGGACGCUGCCCGAAAGCUCUGCAACAACCAAUCCGAAAUCGCAAUCAAUUGGUCCGGCGGUCUUCACCACGCCAAAAAAUCAGAGGCCUCCGGCUUCUGCUACGUCAACGAUAUCGUCCUCGGCGUCCUCCAACUCCUCCGCCACCACCCGCGCGUCAUGUACAUCGACAUCGACGUCCACCACGGCGACGGCGUCGAACAGGCCUUCUGGUCAACAGAUCGCGUACUCACCGUCUCAUUCCACAAAUACGACAGAGAAGGCUUCUUCCCCGGCACCGGCGCUCUCCACGAAACAGGCCCCUCUCACCCCCUCAACCCAGGCGCCCAUCACGCCUCCUACAUUGCCCUCUACGAGGAAAUCGUCGGCGCCUGCGUCGAAACUUACCGUCCCGGCGCUAUCGUCCUCCAAUGCGGCGCCGACAGUCUGGGCUGUGACCGACUGGGAUGCUUCAAUUUGAAUGUUCGCGCCCACGGCGCCUGCGUCGCUUUUACCAAGACUUUCAAUUUACCCCUCCUUGUCGUCGGAGGUGGUGGAUACACGCCGCGCAACGUCUCCCGCGCCUGGGCUCACGAAACCUCCAUUCUACUUGACGCGGACAAGGAUCUCGACUCGACGAUUCCGGAAACCGUCGCGUUCCGCAAUCACUUCGGUCCUGACUUCUCGUUGUUCCCGCCCUUGUCGGAAUUGCGGCAUCUGGAUAAUAAGAACCCCAGACCUUAUCUCGAGAGUCUGGUUGAGGCGGUUCAUGAGCAGUUGAGGUAUAUCCAGGGUGCGCCCAGCGUUCAGAUGAGCUUUAUUCCGCCGGAUAUCCUGGGUCUACGGGAGGAUACCGAGAAAGAGAUUGAGGAGCAGACUUUGUUGGCGGAGGAGGAAAGGGAAGAGUACGAUGGUGGCGGCUCGGUGUCUGCUGCGGCAUCAGUGGUUGGUGGGUCGGGCAUGGCUUACACUGGCUCUGCGGGCGCGAUUCCUCGCUCCACUCGGCGGAACCAGGAGCAGGGCGCUGGAUAUAAGGGGGAGUUGUAUUCAUAG